CUCCCCACCCCCGCCUCGCCUCAGCCUCCGCCCCCUUCGCGGAAACAACAGCUGCGGCGGCGGAGCUGGCGCCGCCUCCCGCCGCCUCCCUCCACCUACCGCGCCCCGCGCUCCGCGUCCCGGCUCUGUGGCGGCGCCUCCGCCUCCCCGCUAGGUCGGCCGGCGGCUCCGCCCGGCUGCCGCCCAAGAUGAACAUCAUGGACUUCAACGUGAAGAAGCUGGCGGCCGACGCGGGCACCUUCCUCAGUCGCGCGGUGCAGUUUACAGAAGAAAAGCUUGGCCAAGCAGAGAAGACAGAAUUGGAUGCUCACUUAGAAAACCUUCUUAGCAAAGCUGAAUGUACCAAAAUAUGGACAGAAAAAAUAAUGAAACAAACAGAAGUAUUAUUGCAGCCAAAUCCAAAUGCCAGAAUAGAAGAGUUUGUUUAUGAGAAACUGGAUAGAAAAGCACCAAGUCGUGUAAACAACCCAGAACUUUUGGGACAAUAUAUGAUUGAUGCAGGGACUGAGUUUGGCCCAGGAACAGCUUAUGGUAAUGCCCUUAUUAAAUGUGGAGAAACACAAAAACGAAUUGGAACAGCUGACAGAGAGUUAAUUCAAACAUCAGCCUUAAAUUUUCUUACCCCUUUAAGAAACUUUAUAGAAGGAGAUUACAAAACAAUUGCAAAAGAAAGGAAACUGUUACAAAAUAAGAGACUGGAUCUGGAUGCUGCAAAAACCAGACUAAAAAAGGCAAAAACUGCAGAAGCUAAAAGUUCACAACUAAACUCAGCUCGCCCUGAAGGAGAUAACAUGGUAAAUUUCUUUUACAUGCUCAACUUCCUGCAUGUAAAAUGGCUGAAGAUUUGGGCAGAGGAAGUGACAAAAUCUGAACAGGAAGUAAGAAUAACUCAAAGUGAAUUUGAUCGUCAAGCAGAAAUUACCAGACUUCUGCUAGAAGGAAUCAGCAGUACACAUGCCCAUCAUCUCCGCUGUCUGAAUGACUUUGUAGAAGCCCAGAUGACUUACUAUGCCCAGUGUUACCAGUACAUGUUAGACCUCCAAAAACAACUGGGAAGCAGUUUUCCUUCCAGUUAUCUUUGUAACAACAAUCACAAUGCUGGGACACCUGUGCCAUCUGCUUUACCAAAUGUGAUUGGUUCUUCUGCCAUGGCUUCAACAAGUGGCCUAGUAAUCUCCUCUCCUAACAUCAGUGACCUUAAAGAGUCAAGUGGCAGCAGGAAGGCCAGGGUUCUCUACGAUUAUGAUGCUGCAAACAGUACCGAACUAUCACUUUUGGCGGAUGAGGUGAUCACUGUGUUCAGUAUCUUUGGAAUGGAUUCAGACUGGCUAAUGGGGGAAAGAGGAAAUCAGAAGGGCAAGGUGCCAAUUACCUACUUAGAACUGCUCAAUUAAAUAGGGAGACUAAGAAAGAUUACCCAUCAUGACACCAUAUUUAUAUACAAGUAAUUCUAAAUAAAGCAGAUUUAAGUAUCGUCCAUGUUAAUGUCUUAAGAGAUUGAAAAAAACAGCCAAAAGAAAUUAUUCUUUCUGCUAAUAAAAUUGCAUGGUAAAUAUUUCAUUACACAAUUUACAUUAGAAUUUUCAUGCCACAAAUGUUUUCUUAUAAAAGUCUCUUUCUACUGAAGUUUCAUUAAUAUACAACUCUACUUUUGAGCUCCAACUUGAAGCAGAAGAAUUGUUUUCUACUAAAUUUUUCAUUAACAGCAAGCUUUUCUUUUAUGUAAAAUAAAUUUAUUGUGAAUUUGAUAUCAUUGGCUCAUUUACUAGGGAUAAUUAAUAGCCAAAGAAUACAGUUAAAAUUUGUUUUCAACUUUUGGUUUUUAAAAUGCUCUAAGAUAGAAAUCUCUUUUGUGAAAAAUAAUGUUUUUGAAUGCGUCCAAAAACAAAUUCAGUUAAACCAUUUUUACCUUGAGCCCAGCAGAAAUAAAUUAUUUCAAUACUGU
Messenger RNA from Dipodomys ordii (Ord's kangaroo rat), 1945 nucleotides. RefSeq names its product SH3-domain GRB2-like endophilin B1 (gene Sh3glb1). NCBI's taxonomy places the organism in Eukaryota, Metazoa, Chordata, Mammalia, Rodentia, Heteromyidae. The transcript has 11 exons. Gene Ontology annotation, biological process: membrane organization. The record is from RefSeq and is a predicted model, not a curated record. Gene Ontology annotation, cellular component: membrane; cytoplasm. The coding region runs from base 189 to 1394 and encodes 401 amino acids. Gene Ontology annotation, molecular function: protein binding.